Molecule: messenger RNA, 354 nt
Organism: Drepanopeziza brunnea f. sp. 'multigermtubi' MB_m1
Lineage: Eukaryota; Fungi; Ascomycota; Leotiomycetes; Helotiales; Drepanopezizaceae
Source: RefSeq, a predicted model, not a curated record
AUGGACAACAUCAGCAACGGCCUGGGCUUUGGCCAAGACCCAAAGGCCGCAGUCAUGAACCAAGUCCGUCAAGAAACUGCCAUGACCAAUGCCCGUCAAUUGAUCGAGAGAGUAAACACGCACUGCUUCGAGAAGUGUGUUGCCAAACCCGGCGCCUCGCUCUCGAGCGGCGAGACGACAUGUAUUUCCCAGUGCAUGGACAAAUAUAUGGCGGCGUGGAACACGGUCAGCAGGGCAUACAUCGAUCGCCUUCAAUCGGAGCAACAGAAGGGGCCGGGUGGCGGCGCGCCGCCGCCGACGAAAACGACAACGGAUCACAAAGACGAUCAGGCCUGGGAUGGCUGUAUGGCUUAG